CAGCUGGAAGCUCUGACGUGUCAAAUUGUAGCCAUUUUCCUGAAAGGGAGGAAACGGCUUGAGGGAAGAAAACGCUCAACGAAUUUUUUGGGGGGUUACACUUUUUUAUAUGUGUAUUUAAUUUAUUUUUAUUUAUUUUUUGGACAAAAGUGUUUUCCCAUCUUGUGCCGCCAUGGGGAAUAUGUUUGCAGGACUCUUUAAAAUGUUUGGGAAGAAAGAAAUGAGGAUACUCAUGGUGGGUCUGGAUGCUGCAGGAAAGACAACUAUUUUGUACAAGCUUAAACUCGGAGAGAUUGUGACAACCAUCCCCACGAUAGGUUUCAAUGUAGAAACAGUAGAGUACAAGAACAUCAGUUUUACAGUUUGGGACGUUGGUGGUCAAGACAAAAUCCGACCAUUGUGGCGCCAUUAUUUUCAGAACACACAAGGUCUCAUCUUUGUUGUGGAUAGCAAUGACAGAGAGCGAUGUGCUGAGGCCCGAGAAGAGCUCUUAAGAAUGUUGGCAGAGGACGAGCUGCGUGAUGCUGUGCUUUUAGUGUUUGCCAACAAACAGGACCUCCCAAAUGCCAUGAAUGCUGCAGAGCUCACAGACAAGCUGCAACUUCACUCGCUGCGCAGCAGGAACUGGUACAUCCAGGCAACCUGUGCCACCACUGGAGAUGGUCUCUAUGAAGGACUUGAUUGGUUAUCUAAUCAGCUCAAGCAUCAUCAAUAAUCAGAGCAUUUCACAAAACCUCAUGUUUCUAUUUACACGGAAAAAAAAAAAGAAAAAAAAACCAGUUCCUCCACACUGGAAACAGUCCCCAGCCUAGGUUUGAUCUCAGACACAGCCCAGCAGUGGGGGUGAUCUAAUCAUGUAAAGCUUCUAUUAUUAUACUUUUUAAAAUUUAUUUACUUGUAAAUAAAUUUGGGUCAUGGGGGAGCUAAUUGCACUCUUUAAAACCAUGUGGUGAUUCUUCUUUUCCUGAUUGCUGGGUGGCUUUGACUUGAUUAAAAAAGGGAGGAAAUUGUAUUUUAUACCAGCGCACUGGCACCUUAGUGCAGUCAAGGGAUUUUUCUGGUUGUGCACUGUAGGAAGUGAUCAUCAAGGUUUUUUUUUUUUUCUAAAACUAUACUGACUUAUACACUGAUGCACUACUUGUAGCUAACUUGUUCCUGAYUACAUGCAAGAACUUUGAAAUUACCAUUUGGUACAAUGGAAUUAACCAUUUGUACUGACAUCACUCCUGUUUGUGAAUACUUGUCAGCUUUUGUUGUGAAAUAUGUAGACAAAUUAAAGUGCUGCAGAGAUUACAGACCUGCCUGGUGUGUUGCAUUACAGGAAGUCAGGUGAUCUCUUUAGUCUUGAGAAGGCAGAAGAUGGGGUUUGUGUUUAGCAUUUUCAGGAGWCUCAGGUUGACAAUGUGGUAUGUUGGCCUUUUGGAGUAUGCAUAUUUCUAGUGACAUUAGGCAGAGGAGAAACUAUUUACCCAACAGAUUAUUUAUUCCUGUAGCUCUACUGUUUAAUUUUGUAUGUUUAUUGUAAGCAAUAAGACACCAGUAAAUUUUAUCUGAGCUCAGUUUGGGAAAUGUUUUCAGAGCAAUACCAAAAUCAACGGCAUCUUUCAGUGCUGCCAGUUGUGCUGUAACAAAAGGCCAAAUGCCUCCGUUGUUGAAGUUGAGGACACAUUGCCUUUAUUUUUCCAAGAUUUAUCUAUAAAGAGUGCAAGUUUGACUUUAUAUGUUGUGAUUCAUUUCUUGAGUUGAUUCGUUUUGAGCUUUUGUUUGUGUGUGUGGGGAAAACACUACAAAUAAAAAUGAUUGGAUAUAAACAUA
This is a messenger RNA of Austrofundulus limnaeus, 1815 nucleotides long. RefSeq names its product ADP-ribosylation factor 1 (gene arf1). NCBI's taxonomy places the organism in Eukaryota, Metazoa, Chordata, Actinopteri, Cyprinodontiformes, Rivulidae. Gene Ontology annotation, molecular function: GTP binding; GTPase activity. Bases 173 to 715 code for a protein of 180 amino acids. The record is from RefSeq and is a predicted model, not a curated record. The transcript has 5 exons.